This is a messenger RNA of Magnolia sinica, 2698 nucleotides long. RefSeq names its product protein PSK SIMULATOR 1-like. The transcript has 15 exons. Gene Ontology annotation, biological process: positive regulation of growth. The record is from RefSeq and is a predicted model, not a curated record. The coding region runs from base 432 to 2408 and encodes 658 amino acids. Lineage: Eukaryota; Viridiplantae; Streptophyta; Magnoliopsida; Magnoliales; Magnoliaceae.
CUCUCUCUCUCUCUCUCUCUCUCUCUCUCUCUCUCUCUCCGUGUGUGUGGAUGGGAUGCGUGAAACUCUGCGAUGAUCCGAGCUAUUGAUUCAUCGCACGGCUUGAUAAAUUGACCCUAGGUGAAAAAUCACAACGAUCGAACGAUCCUAGCCAUACAAAAGACACCGUCCACAUUGUGGAUGGGGCAUAGCUGAAUACGCUGUUUGGACAUUAUUCAUCAUCCAACUGGUGGUGUGAAAUGGACGGCUAGAAUGAAGAUGGUCUAGGGUGCAAAUUCGGUGGGCGAAAUCAGAUGGGUGGGUGGAUAGUUAUGAUCCUCAGUAGUCAUCGCGGGUGGAUUUUUUUUUGUCACAUUCCGGUGGGCUGUCAGAUUGGAAUCCAGGAUCGGAGAGGAUCACAUGCAGAACUGUGCUGAUACAAUCAUAGCAGAAUGGGAGGACUUUGCUCGAGAAGUUCCACCACUGAGAGUACUCUGGGAGGAGGCGUCCCAAACGCCGGUGGACAUGUUGAUCAUGAAUCCAUGGGGCAUCAGCCGCAAGGGUUCUCAUCAAAGACCGUUGGUGAUUUGAAUCCACCAUUUUUUGGGGAAAUUAUGGAUAAGCGGUUACAAGAACCUGUCUCAUUUUCUGAGAGGAAUGCAUCUGAAUAUGGGAAUAACAACCUCGUUGAUGUGGAGCCUGGGGAGCAGCAGUUGGGCAGGGCUCUGUCGUACAAGUCUAGGUCAACUAAGUCGAAGUCGGCAGCAGCUGCAAAAAUGGGUACAGCCAAGGUAUCAGAAAUGAGCUUCCUGUUGGGUAGAGCAGGCACUGUUGGGCUUGGGAAAGCAGUGGAAGUAUUGGAUACACUUGGGAGUAGCAUGACGAAUUUGAACCUCAAUAGUGGAUUUGCCUCAGGGGUGACAACAAAAGGCAAUAAAAUAGCUAUUUUGGCUUUUGAGGUUGCUAACACAAUUGUUAAGGGUUCCAAUCUCUUGCAAUCCCUCUCUGAGGAAAACAUAAAACAUUUGAAAGAAGUGGUGCUUCCUUCUGAAGGUGUUCAAUUUCUAAUUUCCAAAGAUAUAGAUGAACUACUAAGGAUUGCUGCUGCUGACAAGAGGGAAGAGUUGAAAGUAUUUUCGAGAGAAGUGGUUCGCUUUGGAAACCGUUGUAAAGAUCCUCAAUGGCACCACUUAGAACGCUAUUUUGACAAACUGGGAUAUGAACUUGUUCCUCAGAGGCAGUCGAAAGAGGAGGCUGAAGCAGUGAUGCAACAUUUGAUGACUUUUGUUCAGUAUACAGCUGAAUUGUACCAUGAGUUGCAUGCCUUGGACAGAUUUGAACAAGAUUAUCGGCGGAAACUUCAAGAAGAGGAGAACUCAAAUGCAGUUCAGAAAGGAGACAGCCUUGCAAUCUUAAGAGCUGAGCUAAAAAGCCAAAAGAAGCACGUAAAGAGUCUAAAGAAGAAAUCACUUUGGUCCAAGAAUUUGGAAGAGGUCAUGGAGAAGCUUGUGGACACUGUCCACUUCCUACACGUAGAGAUCCAUGAUGCCUUUGGGAAUGCUGAUGGUGAUAAACCAGUGAAGGGAUCUCUCAACGAUCAUCAAAGACUCGGAUCUGCUGGCCUUGCAUUGCACUAUGCAAAUAUUAUCAGUCAAAUUGAUACUCUUGUAUCACGGUCUAGUUCCGUGCCUCCAAAUACCAGGGACACUUUGUACCAAGGACUGCCACCUAGUAUAAAGUCAGCACUACGUUUCAAGUUACUAUCAUUUCAGGUCAAGGAAGAGCUCACCGUUCCUCAAAUCAAAGCUGAGAUGGAUAGGACUCUGCAGUGGCUUGUACCAAUUGCCACCAACACAACCAAGGCACAUCAUGGUUUCGGUUGGGUCGGAGAAUGGGCAAACACAGGGUCUGAGGUGAACCAAAAGCUAGCGGGGCAGAAUGACUUAAUCCGGAUAGAGACACUCCACCAUGCAAAGAAGGAGAAGGCUGAAGCAUACAUACUCGAAUUGGUAGUAUGGCUUCACCUUCUCAUCAGCCAGUCACGGUCAGGUGCCAACGGUGGCGUGAGAUCUCCUAUCAAAUCCCCAAUUCGCUCCCCCACCCAGAAGACUUCAACGGCAAUGCUGUUGGUCCACAAGCCGAGCUCGCCAACUUCUGUGCUAACUCUCGAGGACCAGGCGAUGCUACGGGAUGUGAAUUUGAGGAAGUUGACCCCAGGAAUAAGCAAAAGCCAGGAAUUCUUUACUGCCAAGACCAGCUUGAGCACGUAUAAUCGGCUGAGUAAGAGUAGCAGCCAUUCCCCAAUAAGUGGAAAUAAGGAGCUUGAUGAUACAAGGCCUUCAUCCACCAUUCCUGCCAUCGAUUUCGACAUCGACAGAAUCAAAGCGUUGGAUGUCAUCGAUAGAGUGGACACACUUAGAAGCUUGUAAAAUAUAGCAUGGUGGACCCUCACUUGUCUGUGCAUGCAUACAUCAAGCGGAUUCCAUUGGUGAUGGAAUGUAUCAAGAAUCCCACAGAUAUACCAGAUGUGGGCCAUGUUAGGAGAGGAGAUUAUGUAAAGAUAAGUGGAGAUGCUGAGUGAUAGGAGGAUGGAUGUUUUUGUAAGUAGAUGGUAGUAUGAACAUGGAUGAUUUGCAUUGUACAAGAGAAUGAGAGUGGAUUGUUGGGCUGCCAAAGAAAUGUAGGAGAUUGGGUUCUGAAAGGGGGUUUCCUUCUACCA